AUGCCACCACCACGCAUUCCUAAGCUUAGCAAAAAGAAAAAGAAAGCAGCAGAACCUACUACUGCUUCAGAGUUUCUUGAUGCUGGUGUAGAUGAUGAAGAACAUGGCGACCGAUGGAUCGACUCGGGUGAUAUUCCCAAAGCAAUUCGAUUUUAUCAAAAAGCCGCAGGUUACUAUCAGCAAGCUAUUACAAUGUCACGCAGUAAUGAUAAGACUAUCCGCGAUGAUGCUACAUAUAACUUUGCGCGUAUGCAGUAUGUGGUUUACACUAAAGUUGUCAAAACUGGUGAGCUAGAUAAUCUGGAUCUUGGACGACUCGGGGUUCCGCUUGAUGGCUCUGGAAUUGUACCUACAGGAAUUUCACAGGUUCUUCAAACCCAGGAACAUGCUUUGAAUGAAGUUGGAAGCAAUGGAAUUAACGGUAUACCCUUGGAUCAGCUUUACACAUAUGGUCAGGUGCUUGCAGAGGCCGGUGAAGAGACGGAAAAUGUGGCGACUGUUCAGCGUGCAGCAGAAGUAUUUCAGGGGAUUUUGGAGCGCCAGCUUGUUGCCAUUUCUGAACUUGAAAAUGAGGAGUUUGAUGAUGGUGAGAUAACUACGGUGGAAAAUCCUCAACAAGCCGAUAAGACUGUGGCAUUGGCUGCCCAAGAAGGCGUUGUACCAACGUCUGUGGUCGAAACAAUCACCAGUUUACUUGAUUCUCUAAACACACUUUUGGAGCUUAGUAGAGACGAUUCAACCCCUUUUAUUUUACCUCAACCUCCUGUCCCUCAAUGUCUUGAAGCUGUUGCAAACACAGUGCGUCAGCUAUCACAAAUUUCUACAAAGUAUAACGGUACCAGCGAUCAGAAAACUAGUUUUUUGGCAAUUCCGUCUCGGGUAUUGAGUGAUGCUCAUAUUGCAAUUGCGCAGAUUCUCAGCACAUGUUCUGAGUCAGUGGAAUGCCUUGUAGCCAUUUGGACCGAACCUCCUUCAUCACCAGUUUUAGUCGAGUUUUUGCCUAAAGUGCUAGGCCCUAAUAUUUCAAGGAAACCAUUGGGUCUCCCAGAUACCGUGCACUGCGCUUUAGCUGCUGCAGAUGCAUUAUUUGGAUAUGCUGAACGACCUGGAAUAUCUGCUGAUGUGCGAUGGACAGCAUACUCUCGGUCUUUGACGAUUCUUAAGACUGCUUGGGAACGUGUGGCUGCUGGUGCUACUGGAUACGCAGACGCCGAUCCUGCUGAGAAGCUUCAGGUUUUAAUGGCCAGAGGUGAUGCAGAGCUUUUACGAGCAAGUCUUCAGGGACUUCCUGCUGCCGAAAAGCAUCGAGAAGUGCUUCGCCGUAAUGCGCGCAACAUGUACACAAGUGCAGACAACCUGCCGUUGGUUGCUUCUGGAGUCAAACUGACUGGUAGCUCGCCAGAAAUAUUGCGAAUGAAGCGUGAAAUUCAUAUUAAAACAGCACUGUUAGAUGGUCGGACGGAUGACCCGGUGCUUCAAGGUGUUGGUGCACAACGGGUACUUGCAGCGAUUCGUGAGCAGGGUGGUCUUGGACUUAUAUAG
This is a messenger RNA of Magnusiomyces paraingens, 1542 nucleotides long. RefSeq lists its product as uncharacterized. The transcript has a single exon. Lineage: Eukaryota; Fungi; Ascomycota; Dipodascomycetes; Dipodascales; Dipodascaceae. The record is from RefSeq and is a predicted model, not a curated record. Bases 1 to 1542 code for a protein of 513 amino acids.